AGAAAUUGAGCAAAACUACGCAAAACAGCUGAGAAAUCUGGUUAAGAAGUACUGUCCUAAACGCUCACCAAAAGAUGAGGAACCCAGGUUUACUUCGUGUAUUGCCUUUUUUAACAUCCUCAAUGAGUUGAAUGACUAUGCAGGACAACGGGAAGUAGUUGCAGAAGAAAUGGGACACAGAGUGUAUGGAGAAUUGAUGAGAUAUUCUCACGAUCUAAAAACCGAGAGAAAAAUGCAUCUUCAGGAAGGGCGAAAGGCUCAGCAGUAUCUGGACAUGUGCUGGAAACAGAUGGAUAAUAGCAAAAAGAAAUUUGAGAGAGAAUGCAGAGAGGCAGAGAAGGCACAGCAAAGCUAUGAACGACUGGACAAUGAUACUAAUGCGACGAAGGCUGAUGUUGAGAAGGCUAAGCAGCAGUUGAACCUGCGCACACAUAUGGCUGAUGAAAACAAAAAUGAAUAUGCUGCACAACUACAGAAUUUUAAUGGAGAACAGCACAAACACUACUACAUUGUCAUUCCUCAGAUCUACAAGCAACUUCAAGAAAUGGAUGAAAGAAGAACUAUCAAACUUAGUGAAUGUUACAAAGGCUUUGCUGACUCCGAGCGCAAGGUUAUUCCAAUUAUCUCAAAAUGCUUAGAAGGGAUGAUCCUUGCAGCAAAAUCAGUUGAUGAACAUAGAGACUCUCAACUAGUGAUAGACUGCUUCAAAUCUGGAUUUGAACCUCCUGGAGAUUUUCCAUUUGAAGACUACAGUCAGAAUAUUUACAGAACUAUCUCUGAUGGAACCAUCAGCACACCAAAGCAAGAGGGAAUGAGAAUUGAUACAAAAACUACAGUUGGCAAGGCUAAAGGAAAGCUGUGGCUAUUUGGAAAGAAACCAAAGCCACAAUCCCCACCCCUAACCCCUACUAGUUUAUACACAUCCAGUACUCCUAAUGGGUCCCAGUAUCCCAUAUUCUCCAUUGAACCAGUGCAUUAUUGCAUGAGUGACAUAAAAACAGGGAAGCCCAGAAUUCCUUCUUUCAGAAGCCUCAAAAGAGGGUGGUCGGUGAAGACGGGCCCUGCACUGGAAGAUUUCAGCCAUCUCCCUCCAGAACAAAGACGCAAGAAACUGCAGCAGAGAAUUGAUGAACUUAACAGAGAGCUACAGAAAGAAACAGACCAAAAAGAUGCCCUCAUCAAGAUGAAGGAUGUUUAUGAAAAAAAUCCUCAGAUGGGUGAUCCAAGCAGUUUGCAACCAAAAUUAACUGAGACAAUGAGCAAUAUGGACCGUCUUCGGAUGGAAAUACACAAGAAUGAGGCCUGGCUCUCUGAAGUUGAAGGUAAAGUAGCAGCCAGAAGCGACAGGCGGCACAGCAGCGACAUCAACCACCUUGUCACCCAGGGCCGAGAGAGCCCUGAAGGGAGCUACACGGAUGAUGCCAACCAGGAAGUUCGUGGCCCACCACAGCAACAUGCUCAUCCCAAUGAGUUUGAUGAUGAGUUUGAAGAUGAUGAUCCAUUACCAGCUAUAGGACAUUGCAAGGCAAUAUAUCCGUUUGAUGGUCAUAAUGAAGGCACUCUAGCAAUGAAAGAAGGGGAAAUUUUGUACAUUAUUGAGGAGGACAAAGGAGAUGGGUGGACAAGAGCUCGAAGACAUAAUGGAGAGGAAGGCUAUGUGCCAACAUCAUAUAUAGAUGUAACGCUAGAGAAAAACAGCAAAGGUUCCUGAAGCGGGUUUCUGAGAAAAUGGGCGAGAUCUUGAAGGAGGUUACAUGCAGCUGCUGGGGGGG
This is a messenger RNA of Cyanistes caeruleus (blue tit), 1772 nucleotides long. NCBI's taxonomy places the organism in Eukaryota, Metazoa, Chordata, Aves, Passeriformes, Paridae. The record is from RefSeq and is a predicted model, not a curated record.